This is a messenger RNA of Fomitiporia mediterranea MF3/22, 2342 nucleotides long. Its product is annotated as alcohol oxidase. Bases 483 to 2342 code for a protein of 619 amino acids. NCBI's taxonomy places the organism in Eukaryota, Fungi, Basidiomycota, Agaricomycetes, Hymenochaetales, Hymenochaetaceae. Gene Ontology annotation, molecular function: flavin adenine dinucleotide binding; oxidoreductase activity, acting on CH-OH group of donors. The transcript is spliced from 23 exons. The record is from RefSeq and is a predicted model, not a curated record.
GGCUUCGAUUGUAGAGUGAUAGUUGAAGCAUGGAAAGGAAGAUACGAUGCCUGUAUAACGUAAGAACUAAUAAGGAGCACUCCAGGUCUUAGUUCGUUCGUGGCAACUUUAAUAGUCAAUCCGAUUCCUCCGUUCUGUGCAGCCAAAAUUGCAAAAGAGGAUGGACUCCUGACCAGCUGAUCUACCUGCACUGAACUGUGUACUCCUUCUGAAUACAAUUUUAUCCUGCUAUGCGGCGGGACGUUAUGUCCGAGCUUCACCUCAAUGACAAAAUAACAUUCUUCUGAACGAACUGGGCUUGCUCGAAACUAUUCACGUGGCUGUUCUUGCGGCAUUCUACGGGUGUUCUCCCGGAUGUUAUCCCACAGGCAAUAGGGUUGUGUCUUCUCUAUUCCGGAAGGUUCACUUGAGCCUUCAUCCGCUCUCACCCAUUGUACUCUCUCAAGUCUCAUAUUACCCUCCGAGCAGUUGGCUUAUCAGCCAUGGUGAAGAUUGACGAGGUAGACAUCAUUGUCUGCGGUGGAGGCCCUGCUGGAUGCGUCGUUGCAGGACGCCUGGCGUAUGCCGAUCCUUCACUUCAGGUCUUGUUGAUCGAAGGUGGAAACAAUAACAGAGAUAAUCCAUGGGUUUACCGCCCAGCUGUUUAUGCGAAGCAUAUGCAGUAUGACGGAAUAAACGACGUGGCCACUUUCUAUACUGACACACUUCAGUCACCCCAUCUCCGCGGUCGUCAGGUUACCGUCCCCGUUGCGAAUAUUCUCGGUGGUGGGAGUAGUAUUAACUUUAUGAUCGAAAACUAUCAGAAGCCAUGCAACAAUGAUACUCACGGCUAUGACGGACCGAUCGCGAUCAGUAACGGCGGCCAGAUCAACCCUCUUGCGCACGAUUUUAUUCGUGCUGCGGAUGCAGUUGGAGUUCCGUUCACUGAUUUGAACACCCCCAAUGCUUCGGAAGUCUGGGCAAAAUACAUCAAUAGGCAGACUGGAAGACGAAGUGAUGCCGCAACCGCCUAUGUCCAUAGUGUCAUGGAUGUACAGGCUAAUCUUCAUCUCCGAACAAACUCAAAAGUCUCCAGAGUUAUCUUUGAGGGCAACAAAGCUGUUGGGGUCGCCUAUGUUCACGCCAGCAAUCGCGCUCACAAGGGUGAAGUUCGGGAGACGAUCGUCCGUGCAAGGAAGAUGGUUGUAUUGAGUUCCGGCUCUCUCGGAACGCCUCAGAUUCUCGAGCGCUCUGGCGUUGGCAACUCCAAAGUUCUCAAGGACCUGGACGUCAAGAUUGUGAGCGACCUCCAGGGAGUCGGGGAACAAUACCAGGACCAUACUUCGAUUCUGUCGAUUUUCCGGGCGUCGAACGAGUCUGUCACAGCCGAUGAUGUCAUGAGAGGUGACGAGGCGGCUCAGGAGAAGCUUUUUACUCAAUGGGAAACUACUCCUGAAGGAGCCGUCCUUUCUGGAAACGGCCUUGAUGCUGGCUUCAAAAUUCGUCCAACUGAGGAAGAAGUGAAGGAAAUGGGCCCUGAAUUUAACGAACGCUGGAACCAGUACUUCAGGGACAAGCCUGACAAACCGGUUAUGUUCGGAGCAAUCACUGCGGGAGCUUAUGCCGACCACUCUAUGAUACCGCCUGGAAAAUAUUUUACGAUAUUCCAGUACCUGGAAUACCCUGCUAGUCGUGGAAAGAUCCAUAUCCAAUCGACGAACCCAUACGAGGAACCAUUCUUCGACAGCGGAUUCAUGAACAACAAGGCCGACUUUGCUCCAAUGCGCUGGAGUUACAAGAAGGCUCGUGAGGUUGCAAGGAGGAUGGAUGCGUUCCGCGGUGAACUCGCGUCACACCACCCUCACUUCCAUCCGGCUUCACCAGCUGCGGCUAGGGACAUCGACAUCAAGACUGCGAAGCAGCUUCUUCCGAAAUCGUUGUCGGUCGGCAUUCGACAUGGAACGUGGCACCGAGCAUCUGAACCGUAUGACCCGACGAAGGUGCAUGAAGAUAUUAAGUAUACAGCAGAGGAUGACAAGGCUAUCGAUGACUGGAUUGCCGAUCACACCGAGACAACAUGGCACUCCCUCGGAACUUGCGCAAUGAAGCCGCGUGAACAAGGCGGUGUCGUCGACAAGCGCUUGAACGUCUAUGGUACUCAGAACUUGAAGUGUUGUGACUUGAGUAUCUGCCCGGAUAAUGUAGGAACGAACACGUACUCCACUGCCUUGCUCAUUGGUGAGAAAGGUGCUGACCUCAUCGCUGAAGAACUCGGCCUCAAGCUCAGGUUGCCACAUGCCCCGAUUCCUCACUCGCCCGUCCCUUCUGGUAGACCCGAAGCGGUCGCGUUGCGCUUGAGCUAA